Molecule: messenger RNA, 1080 nt
Organism: Drosophila eugracilis
Lineage: Eukaryota; Metazoa; Arthropoda; Insecta; Diptera; Drosophilidae
Product: probable trehalose-phosphate phosphatase 1
Biological process (GO): trehalose biosynthetic process
Molecular function (GO): trehalose-phosphatase activity
Source: RefSeq, a predicted model, not a curated record
UUAUAAAACUGCAGUUGCCGGAGGUAGAGCAAGUCAAACCGCAACGCAGAUCCAUCAGGCAAAGGUGUCGAAAGCUGCUCACAGCACGCCACUAACAAAAGUGAAAUUCGUUGUAGUUUUCCUCGCUUUCCUUUUAAACACGACAAGGAGUUAUCAGGAGAAAAUGCCGGAGAAACAAGUGGCACCUGUUAUCACUAACCUGGAGGGUUUCGAGGAUAAUCUACCCGGUUACCUAAACUCCGAAAUCCCUGUUGCCGUACUCUUGGACUACGAUGGCACCUUGGCUCCCAUUGCGGAUAAUCCCGCCAAGACCAAAAUGCCCGUGGAACUGGAAUCCAUACUCCACAAUAUAGCCAAGCAUCCGAAAGUCUUCUUAGCUGUGAUCUCGGGACGAGGUCUCAAGGAUGUCCAAAAGCAAGUGAACAUCGAUGGGAUUACCUAUGCAGGAAAUCAUGGACUAGAAAUCGAAUAUCCCGAUGGCUCCAGGCACGACUAUGAGCUGCCCACAGAGAUCCAGAAAAACUACACGGAUAUGGUUAGGGAACUAAAGGAGAAAGUGGAGAAGAAUGGGGCCUGGGUGGAGGACAAGAAGGUGUCACUCACCUAUCACUACAGAGAUACACCAGUGGCUCUGAAGGAUCAGCAGAAACAGUUGGCUUCGGAGAUCUGCCAGAAGUAUGGCUUCCGAGCGAAUCAGGCCCAUGAAGCCAUCGAAGCUAAGCCUCCAGUAAACUGGAAUAAGGGAGAGGCUGCCUUGUAUAUCCUCAAGCAGAAAUUUGGUGAUGACUGGGCACAGAAGGUCAGUGUGGUCUUUGCUGGAGAUGACACCACAGAUGAAGAUGCCAUGAGGGUCCUCAGAGGCUUGGGACGCUCUUUUAGGAUUGCUGCAGAUUCUCAGAUCCAGACUUUUGCGGACUUCCGAUUGCCCAAGCAGGCUGUGAUGACGGAUCUUCUCAAGUGGAUAGCUAAUGUCUAUGUUAACUAGAUUUAAUAUAUAUUUUAGAAGCAAAGAAGUCGAUUUUUCUAUCAAAUUUUCAUUCGGUUUAUGUAUGAGCAAUAUUUAAAAAUCUUUUCAAAAUA